Condylostylus longicornis is the source of this 3968-nucleotide messenger RNA. RefSeq names its product 43 kDa receptor-associated protein of the synapse homolog. The coding region runs from base 677 to 2836 and encodes 719 amino acids. NCBI's taxonomy places the organism in Eukaryota, Metazoa, Arthropoda, Insecta, Diptera, Dolichopodidae. The record is from RefSeq and is a predicted model, not a curated record. Gene Ontology annotation, molecular function: acetylcholine receptor binding; protein-membrane adaptor activity. Gene Ontology annotation, biological process: chemical synaptic transmission. The transcript is spliced from 8 exons.
UUUACAUUUUUUUUUUUUUCAAUAAGGACAUAACACAUAUGUAUACAUUGUAUAUUAUGAAUAAAAAAAAAUUCAUCUCAUAUUCUCAUCUCUUAUACUCCUUGAAUCUUUAGCUCCUUACUGUUAUUGUUCAUUUGUCUAAUAUUUUGUCCUGCCUAUCUUCCCUACUUCCCUCCCGCUAGCAAUCAAUUUAAAAAACAUCAUCAUCAUCAUCCCUUUUUCAAAAUAAAUAAAACUAUUUAGUUUCAUGCAUUUCAAUGAAAAUAAAUGAUGCAGAAAAGAAGGAAAGAAAACUUAAAAAGAAAAAUAAUAACCACCAUAGUGAUAUCAGAGAAAAUAUGCAAAAACAAAAAAAAAAAAAGAACAGAAAAAAUUAUUAUCCUUGAAAAAUGAACAUGAUAUUUACAUAUUAUAAUUUUUAGCUAUCAAAUAUUAUUUUAAAAUUUAAAUAAUAAAUAUUUACAAUAAGAGAACCUUCAAUUUUUGAAAAUAAGGAUUCAAUUUAAAAUAAGGAGAGAAAAAAAAAACAAAAAUAAAUGAUUAAAAACAAUUGAAAUAUCGAAGUUAAAAAUAUCAAAAGGAAAACGGAAAUUCAAAGCAAUCCAAAGGCCAUUACAAUAUUCUUAAAAAAUAAAAAAAAAUAAAAAAGUUUUUUAAAAUUAUUUUUCAAGGAGUCAUGUCAUGGGAGAGUAUCGCUUCAAGGGAUCUUCUUAGCAUACCGCAUAGCCAUAACUUAUCAGCAACACACCUUUUAGCUUCACCUGAUGGGUCAAGACAUCCUUUGGACAAUGCUACAGACAUUUGCCAAUUGGAUGACAGUUUUUCAAGAUUGGCUGGAUACGGGUCAAGUCCCGAUGGAACUUCAUUAUGGACACGUCAUGGUUUUUCUAGAUCACGUAAUUCAAUACUUGAUUGUUUUUUAGCAUGUCAAAGAAGUUUUAAGCAAUACUUAGCAAGAAGAAAAAUUGAACGAGGUUUGCGUUUAUAUGAACAACAUAAUCAAAAUGCAGCAGUUAGAACAUGGCGUAGCGCUUUAAAAGCAACAAACAAACGUGAAGAUCGUUUCACAUUAUUGGGUUAUUUAUAUCAAGCUCAUAUGGAUUGGGGUAAAUAUCGUGAAGCAAUUGAAUUUGGUCACAGGCAAUUAGGUAUAUCAGAAGAAUUAGAUUCACCAACAAUGCGUGCUGAAGCAUAUUUAAAUUUAGCAAGAGCACAUGAAAAAUUAGGUGGAUUAGAACGAGCACUAUCAUAUGCAAGACAUUCAUUAUAUAAUGAAUGUGGUACUCAAUGUCGUACGGGUGGUUUAGUACAUUUAACUGUUGCUAGAGUUUAUUUAGAAAUGGGUGGUUUUUCACGUGCAUUAGAAGGAUUACAGGGUGCACAUAAAAUUGCAACAUCAAUUGGUGAUCCAUCGUUAGAAUUACAAGUAUAUGUUGCAUUAUCGGAAUUGUUUGGUCGUUUACAAGAUAAUGACAAAGCGGCACGUUAUGCAUCAAAAGCAUAUGAUUUAUCAAGAUCAUUACAGUUAGGUGAUUUAAAUUCAUCACAUCAUCGUGCUGCAUUACUAAGAAUGGCAGCUGCAUUAAGAAAACAAGGAGAACUUGGUGAUGCACACGAUUAUUGUAUGGAAGCUACACGUUUAUCAUUAAUAUCCGGCGAUCAAGCAACAUAUACAAGAAGUAUACGUAUUAUGGGUGACAUUUAUAGGAAAAAAAUGGACAUUGAUGUGAGCUUAAAUAAUACACUUAAUUUAACUAAUACUUCUACUCAAAAAUUAAUUGAUCAAAAAAAUCAACAAAUAAAUAAUAAUAAUAACAAUGAUAAAAAUAUAAAUAAUAUUAUUAAAAAUGAUAAUGAUAAUGACAUUACAAAUUAUAGUAAUAACAAUAAUAAUAAUAAUAAUAACAACAAUAACAAUAAUAAUAAUAAUAAUAAUAUUAGAAAUAAUACUAAUAAUAUAACAACACCGCACAGUAAUACUAUAAGGAAUACAAAAUCUUCAUCGAAGAUUUUUCUAUAUUUCCAGCGUGCAUUUCGUCAAUAUGAACAAGCAAUGGGUACAGCUGCUGCAUUAGGUGAUCGUAUGGCACAAAUGGAGGCAAUGGAUGGUGCUGCACGCUGUUUGGAAUCAUUAAGAUUACAACAAAAAAUAUGUAAUUGUCGCCCAUUAGAAUUUAAUACUAGAUUACUUGAAGUUGCUAGUUCAAUUGGUGCAAAGCUUUUAGUACGUAAAAUACGUAGCCGUUUAUCAUUAAUAUAUCGUGCACUUGGAGAUGAAGAACAAUAUAAAACUCAUUCAAGAUUGGCAACACAAACAGAAGCAGCGCUUGGUUUAAAUUGUGGUGCUUGCGGUGAAGUUUUUGGUAAUGAGCCAGAUUCAUUAGAAGCAUUACCAUGUGCACAUAUUUUACAUUCUAGAUGUGCUCAUGAAAUAUUAAGAAGACGUGAUAAAACAGCAUCACGUGCAUGUCCAGCAUGUAAUAAGGUAUUAAGUUCCCGUUUACAUUUAUGUGGUGAUACAACAUCAGCUGGAGGAGGUACAAAUGUUAGCAAUUAUUUAAAUAACGAUAUCAGCUAUAAUGGUAUUAUUAAUGGUAAUAGUAAUAUAGCUGGUAAUAGUUCAAUUAUAAAUAACAAUGUUAAUAAUGGUUCAAUUCAACAUUUAAAUGAAUUAAAUGGAAUUUCAACAACAAUACCAACAAUAGAUAGUGCUGCACUUUUAUUAAAUUCAUCACCAAGACCACUUUAUCGUAGUAAUUUAUCAUUGGCAUCACUUAGUUUACGUGCAUCAAGUUUAACUAUUGAUUCAGAAUGUCAUGCAACAUCAUCUGUUUGAAAUUUAAGGAAUUUAAAUUUAAAUGAUAUUACAAAUUAUAUUAAUAAUAAUAACAAUACUAAUUAUCGUAAUCGACGGCACAUAACAAAAAAUUUAUCAGCAAAAUUUUGAAAAAAAAAAAACUCACAAAAUCUUUUUGCUGUGAAAAUACAUUAGCAUAUAAAAUUGAAAAUAAACAAAAAAAGCAAAUGUUGCAACCUUAAAAAUGCAGACACCUGAGACUUAAUUUAUUACAGUAAUAUUGCAUUAAAUACAUAGUUAAGUUCAUGUGCUGUAAUUGAUGAAUUAUGUAAGAAAUACAAUAUUAUUGUAAUUUUAGGGGAGCUUAUGUAAAUACAUAUUAAGACAAACUAAACUCGAGUCUGCUAUUAAGGUUUUUGUUUUUUAAAUUUUAAAUCAAUUAUCAAUCAUUAAAAUAAAAAAAAUUUAUUUUGUAUGUCCGCGAUCUGAUAAAAUUUAUUAUAAUAUGAUGAAUUAAUUAUAUAUUAUUCAUCACUAUGAAAAAUGAAAAUAGUUAAAAAUGAUAAAAAAAAAAAAUUUAAAAUAUAAGCAAUUUUUUCAAAUUAAAUUAAUUUUUUUUUCAUUCUAUACUUAUGUAUUAAAAAAAAAUUUCGAUAACUUUCGAAUAAAAGAAAAAUAAUUUGUAACAUUUACAAUUUUAAAAACUAAAAAUUACAAAGAAACAAAAAAAUAUAUUAUUUUAAUUCAGUUUUUAUUUUUUUUUUCUAAUUUUUAAUAAAUUCACUAAUUGUAGUUUUAGAAUUACGAGUAUGACUAAAAAACAAUAAAGGCUUAUACAGUCGCCCAUAACGAGGGUUCUCUUAUAAAAGGAAGACUCUCUUAAUACAUAUAUUUUUUUUUCGAAUUUUCAAUUCUGUUAGUGAACUUAAAUUCUUUAUUAUGUAAUUAUUUAUUAUAAAGCCUAGAAAUUAUAAAAAAACAUCGAAAUUGCUAUAUUAUUACUGUUAUUCAAUUUUAAGUUCAACUCAAAAUAAUAUAUAGUUAAAAUUAAAGACCACGAAAUGUUGAACCCAGCUUAUAAUAACCUCUAACUUAAAUUUUUCAUAUAUAGAAUUAUUUUUUUCUUAAACAUUUUAUUAAUUUUUAAUUGUAAUUUUAAUGAAUAUUUAAU